Molecule: messenger RNA, 10066 nt
Organism: Microcebus murinus (gray mouse lemur)
Lineage: Eukaryota; Metazoa; Chordata; Mammalia; Primates; Cheirogaleidae
Gene: PTPN14
Product: protein tyrosine phosphatase non-receptor type 14
Biological process (GO): protein dephosphorylation; lymphangiogenesis
Cellular component (GO): cytoplasm; cytoskeleton
Molecular function (GO): protein tyrosine phosphatase activity
Source: RefSeq, a predicted model, not a curated record
AUACUGGAAUCCAUAGCACAUAGUUAAAGAUGGAAACUUAUGUAUUAGAGCUUUUAUUUUAGGAGGCUGAUUGACUACAUAAGAGUGAAUUUUAGAAACAACUUUGAAGCUUUUCUAUAUGUUUUCUUCCACUGUAGCACAUUCUACAAAAAGGCCUUUAAAAGUGUAGUGUUUACAGAGCAAAUAACCCAACAAUCUGCUUUCAGCAGUCCUGGGCACACUAGAAUACUUUUUGUCACCAUCAGUUGUUCCAUUGUGUUUUUUUAAUAAGGAACUUGCAUGGGAUGUACUCUCUCUCUAGUGUGUGAAACUACUACCCCAAGAGCUGGCAAAGGAAAACUUGGAUGUUCUUUUGGAAAUCCGGUUCUAUUUUUCCCACUAGAAAAGCUCCAGUGAGCUGAAUAACUUUCUUCUCAUGGCUACUCUCAAUAGCUUAACCCUCUCUUUUUUUUGAGUGGGGGUGGGGAGGUGGAUGGGGGGAACAGGGUCUUGCUAUGUUGCCCAGGCUGGUCUUGAACUCCUGGACUCAAGUGAUCCUCCUGCCUCAGCCUCCUGACUAGCUGGGAUUACAGGCACACACUACUACCACACCCAAUCUUUAACCCUGUCUUAAAGGACUGAAAAGUCAGACCCAUCUAAGGCUCCAAAUUCCUCGAAUGAUUUGAAGAGUCGUUGAGGUCACCCUGGCAACUCCUGCCCCGUGUUAGUGUCAAAAACUCAAACUAUCUCAGGAUUCGUUCUCUCUGUCAUCACAGUGACCAACAUCUCUCUAGCGUCCUGCCAUGUACAAAGCUCCAUUUUAUGAUUAUAGGAGGCCGCAAAGCCAGAUCUUUCCUUUCAGGAUUCUAAUUGGGGAGCUGCAACAUGUCAGGGAGUCACUCCAGUAUGAGAGGAGCUGUGAGGUGCCAGAAAGCUGUAGAGACACAGCCUUACGGGUUAUAAGGCCAGAGGAAUUUGGGAUCAAUAUUCCGCUAGAAAAAAAAAGGACAACUGGCAACGCUAGGCUGUAUACGCACAUCUUACUGGCCAACAUAAGGAAUCUUCUUCCCCACUGAGGAUGGGUUCUUAGGGGACUCUUAGUCCCAUGAUUGUCUCCUUUGUGUUUCAGGUGUCCGAGUUUGGGGGAUAACCAGGUAGCAGUGGUUGGGCUACCAUGAAGAAUGCAUGCUUCAGCUUUUUGCCCUUGGUCCGUUUUCUCAUGGGAUUGUCACAGCUUCGUGUUAAACUCUGUGUUCUCUUUGCCUGUUUUCCUUUUAAAAGACUUUCCCCACGGUAGAUGGUAAGGUGUUCAAGUCCCCCACUCAACCGCUUGGCUAUCCUUUGAGCAAACCUAGCAUCCCAUAAGAGGACCAGGAAGGGAAUGUGCCCAUGCCUACUGAGUGCUCACUAGAAGCAUCUUCUCAUUUACUUUUCCUAGACAGGUGGGGUAGAUGUUAUCUUUAUAGAUGAGUAAACUGAGGGCUGAGAGAAGAUGCGUCAUUUGCCAUUCACUCCAGACCUCUCUGGUUAGAGCAAUGGCUCGCACGUGUUUCUCUCCCUGACAGUAGACCUUGGUUCUUAGAACUCCGCAGCUUCACUGCGGUUCUCCCUCCUUGAAUCCAGUCAGCCUUCUUUCCCCAGUCUUUCCUCUUUAACGUUCAGUUUCAAAUCACUUUACUGAGACAAAGAGCCUGAAAAGAGUUCAGGGAGCCUAGAGAGUUCAGGGAGUUUGAGGCACUUUCCCUGUCAUUUCCCCCCAGUGCUUCAUAUUCCAAAUUCCUCUAGUCUCUAAAGGGUGAAAGUCUAGUUCUUUCAUGCCAUGACACUCUCCUUCCUAGAAUGCACCUAGGAAAAAGAGGAUUUGAAAUUAGAAAAAAAUGGGGAAAAAAAAUUAGGAGUCAGUAUUAUUUCCCCAUCUAUAUCUUUUUGAAAAGUUGCUUUAAUUUCUGUGAAUGGGUCUCGGCAACAAUUGUAGCUCAAUGUUGUCUACUAGAUAUGGUCUUGAGUAGAUAAAUAAAAUUAUAUACUUUAAGUGACUUUUUAUUUUAUUUUUUUAAAUAGACAUUAACCCCAGCCCCAGCCCCACCCCAGCCUUCUCUGCUAUCAACAUCCCAGACCAGAGUGGCACCUUUGUUACAACUGAUGAACCUACGUGAGCACAUCAUUGUCACCCAGAGUUCACAAUUUGCAUUGGGGUCAUGCUUUGCCUUUUUAUUUUUAAAUAAAAAUUAUAAAAAAGCUUCUUUUUUAAAAAAUAAGUUACUAUAUUUACUAUAUGUCUCUCUUUUUUUCUAUUAAAAAGAAUCUUAUAGUAAAUAGAACGAAGACUCUCUAAUUCUGUCUCUUUUGAAAAGCAAUUUUUAGCAGGAAAAUCAGGUGUCACAAACAUGUGACCUUUCUGUGAGCAUAAGGCAUUUAGUUCUAGGUUUAUAACGUUCGUGUGAUGCAGUGACUAUGAUGAGGCCCCAGAGAGCCGUAUGCGGGAGGCUGGGAAGGUGCCAGGAGCCAGACCAGUUAACAGAAAGGAGAUGCUUGGAGUGGAUCUCACAUAAGGCCACUUUAUGUUGGGAUAUUUUAAUCCCUGCUCUAAGGCCAAAGGACAGGAAUUGGGCAUAAAAUUCAGCAGGGCUAGAUGUUUCUGGCUCAGUUUAAAGAAAAAAAUACAGCAGGGAGGAGCUGAGUUAUGUUUGAGGCAGAGCUGUUUGGCUGUGUGGAUAGUUAAAAGGUGGAAUUUUGACACAUCUGCUUAUGGCUUCUUUUAGAGUUUCAAACUAGUGGUUAAUUCGUAGACUAUUAAGAUGUUAAAACGGAAAGGGACUAAGAGAUCAUCUUCUCUUAACUGUGUUGUUACAGGUUAGUGUCAAGGAGGUUGUUUACCUGGGAUAAUGUAGACGUAGCCCUUCCUCUGAAGGUGAGGCAUGCCUUAAACGAGUGCCCGAAGUUCUUUCCAGAAACAUAGCUCUAUGGCUAUGCAAGUUUUGGGUGUAAACGUCAUGAGCUUUUAAUGUAGGUAAAUGAUGUGUAUGUUAGAGAUUUUAAAAAAAAUGUGUUUCUAGCUCUGGGGAAGUUCAGAGUCAAAAUAUGCUAAUAUUUUAAAUAUAAGUUAGAUUUAUAUGUUAAAAUAAGCACAGAUGACCGUGGGAGUUUAGACAGAAAAGAUUAUCUGAUGGUAAGAAUCAGAGCAGUCUAUUGAAAGAGGCAGCACCAUUUAGAUGGAGCCUCGAAGGAUAGGCAUGAGCUUGUUUAUUGGUACUUGCACUUUUUAACUUCUGAUUAUGAACAUUUUUAGGUCUGCAGAAAAGCUAAUAGAACAGUGCAGUGAGUACCUGUAUACCACUGCCUAGAUUCAAUAGCUGUUAACAUUUUGUCAUAUUUGUUUCGACUCUCUAGUUUGUAGAUGUGUUUGCAUAUGUACAGAUUGUUUUUUAACCUUUUGAAAGUAAGUUAUGGUCAUCUUGACUUUUUUUUCCCCUAAUAUAUCCACUGAUACCUCCUCACACCAUUCUCCUACAUAACCACAAUUCCAUUAUUAAAAACCGAAGAAAAUUAACAAAAAUACGUCAAUAUCAUCUAAUUUCUAUUCUCUAUUUUCAGAUUUCCCUAAUUGUAUACUAAAUCUUUUAUAGCUAUUUUUUUUCAAACCUGGAUUUAAUCAAGUUUCACAUACACAAUUUUGUUUUCCUGAUUCCUAUGUACCUCUUUUAUUCUAGGGCCAUCCAGUUGGCCUCCUUCUCUUUGUUUCAUGCAUGAUGUUGACUUUUAGAAGGACCAGACCAAUUGUCUUAUAACUUUUUUUGUUAAUUCUGUAUCUUGCAAGUUUCUUGCAAAUUGAAGAUUUAGAAAGUUUUUUUAAAACUCAGACUAGGUAUUUUCUGGGAGAUAUAUUGCCAGAUCAUCUGUUAGCCAUGAAUAUAAAGACAUUGCUCCUGACACACCAUUUUCAGUGGAGAGUGGACUUUAGAAUAAUUUUUAUUUGCAAAAGUAAUAUAAGGCAGUUGUAAAAUGCUGGAACAGUUUAGAAAUAUGCAGAGUUUUAUUUGAUAUCAUCAAGUAGCCCUGCCUGAAAUAAUACUUUUGUUGAACUUAGUCUUCCCUGUUUAUGUGUUUUUGUUUGUUAUAAAUACUGUGAUCAUCUAUACACAUGGUUGUGAAGUUUGCUUUUUGUUUCACUAGCUGUGCAUUGUGACUAGUGUCCCAUAGAAUAUGCAGUAGAGAUUGUUUUUGUUGGGAUAAAUGUGUACCAAGCCAGCCACAUUCUUUCCUAGGUGUUUAUGGUAAGACACACCCAAAGGUAGAGUGCCUGGCCCAGGAUUAGAGAUGUGGCUUCUGCCCACAGAGCAAAUAUUAAUAUUUUUCUCUGUUGGAGGCUCUCUGGUUAAUGUAGGAAUUGACUCUUGGCAUCUUCUGCCCUGUGCUUUAAUAAGUUGAAAGGAAUUUGUGAGUAGUAAACACCUAAGCGCUCUGUAUAUGAAUGUUGGCUUCCCCCCACCCCCUACUUCUUUUUGGGUGAGUCCCUCAUAUCUUUUGUGUACAUAUCAAGAGAUCAGAUUGGCUAUCUUGGAGGUAAACACAAUCCUGUGCCAACACGAAGUGAUUUAGAAAUGUUAAUAUAUUUUACCAAGCCAGAGUUUCUAGCACAUGUAUUUUAAGCCGUCAUAAAACAUAUACCUGUCAUGUUAAGGAAUGUGCCAGGGGCAGGUAUCAAAGACCUGCUGUGGGAGUCUGGGGAGUGUGUUUUGCUGUGUUGUAGGGUUAUGCCCUGACAGCCUCCGUGAGGCACGGGUACUGGCAGGGGGUGGUUUAUAAAUAUCGAAGUCAUUUUAUUUAUUAAUUCAAGAAUUCCUGCAAGGAACGGUUACUCCUAUUUGUAUAUCCAAGUGUCACGGGGCUCAGGGGUAAUUCUGUGCCGGCAGAGGGAUGAAGGGCAUAAAGUCUGGGUGGAUUGCCCGAGUUAGGGACUCAAGUUAGCAAAACGAUCAUGAUCAGGACAUAGUCCUUGGAGCUUAAUGGAGACCAGAACCUUUAGACGGCAGAGCUUUCUGGACAUUUCUGGCUGCUUUGAAAGAUAAGUUUAAUGAGCCUCCCAGCAAGAGCAUUGCUGGCUCUGGGUGGAAUGGUAAAGCCACUUUUGUUAUUUUUAUUCUUGUGUUCUCCAUGGCAAUCAUGUCAUCAUUUUCAUUUGGUGGAAUGUCAGGGUGUCAGUUAAUAGUAAGUUAAAUUGCCUGUAGUUGGGUGACAUGGCUUUUGCAUCAAGCAUUUUAUAAAGGACCAGGAUGAUAAGGUAGUCCCCCACUUCUAACUAUUUAUUGAAAAAAAAGGACAAAGUUGUGAUUUUAAGUGCACUGAAUAAUUCAUAUAUUUCCGUUUUUUUUGAACAAGUGGAAAGCAGCUAACUGUAUUAAAUGUGUAUUCCCACCAUUUCAUAUCAUCCAUUCUAAGUAAAUAAAGUAAAUUAUAAAAUAAAAAAUAUGACAAUAAAAGCAAAUAAUGUUAUAAAAGUAAAGAAACAGGGUUGCAAAGAGUGAGGCGGAGCAAGAUCCAGUUUUAAGUUCAUUAAGGCACUUAAAUCGUUGAACCUCACUUUUUUUUCAUCUGCAAAAUAGGUAUAAUGAAAUCAACACCACAGGACUGUUCAUGAGGUUGAAAUGAUGUAUCUAGAAAUUAAAAAAAAAAAAUAACUCACCAGUGUUCAAAUUCUACGCCUAGUGUUUUCUUGAGUAGAUAGUAUUGUAUAUACUGAAAAACUGUAUUGUAGGAAAUAACUCACCAGUGUUCAAAUUCUACUCCUGGCGUUUUCUUGAGUAGAUGGUAUUGUAUAUACUGAAAAACUGUAUUGCAGAUACAAUACAGAUAGUACUGUAUAUACUGAAAAACGAUACAGAUACUAUUGUCUAUAGUGAAAAUAGCACGUGAACUGAAGUUGCAUGGACAUUAGUUUGAAUUUGGAUUUGCUAUUUACACUGUGCAUCUGCGAGUGAGUUGUUUAAUAAUCUCUCCGGACCUUCGUUUCUUCCAUUGAAACGUGGCUUUUAUCAUGUCACCCCUCUAAGGUAACGUGGCCAGGACACUUAGGAGCUACAGAGCUCGCAGGUCACCGAAUGCGGGUGUUCAUCUGUCAGGAGGGGGUGUGCACACGCGUGUGCAGUGCGCGCCAUGCCGUCCACAGUGUCCCUUUCAGUGGGUGACCGUGCCGUUUCUUCUCUGCCUGCAGCUACCUUCCAGAGGGCCACAGCGGGCAUGGACACCCUUUUCGCUACCUGCAGGAGCACGGGUGAUAGUGGCGACAUCCGGUCACGGAGCUGCUGAGGCCGUCUCGGGGGCGUGUGCGCCAGGACAGGAGGGCGGCGUCUGAGGGCCACGGAGCCAUGCCUUUCGGUCUGAAGCUCCGCCGGACACGGCGCUACAACGUCCUGAGCAAGAACUGCUUCGUCACUCGCAUCCGCCUGCUGGACAGCAACGUGAUCGAGUGCACGCUGUCGGUGGAGAGCACGGGGCAAGAGUGCCUGGAGGCCGUGGCCCAGAGGCUGGAGUUGCGGGUGACGCACUACUUUGGCCUUUGGUUUCUCAGCAAGAGCCAGCAAGCACGAUGGGUGGAGCUGGAGAAACCCCUGAAGAAACAUCUGGACAAAUUCGCUAAUGAGCCUCUGCUCUUCUUCGGAGUCAUGUUCUAUGUGCCAAAUGUGUCAUGGCUUCAGCAGGAGGCCACAAGAUAUCAGUAUUACCUGCAAGUCAAAAAAGACGUGCUUGAAGGGCGAUUACGGUGCACGGUGGAACAGGUGAUUCGACUCGCAGGCUUAGCUGUGCAAGCUGAUUUUGGAGAUUAUCAUCAGUUUGAUUCUCAAGAUUUCCUCAGAGAGUAUGUAUUGUUUCCUAUGGAUUUGGCCCUGGAGGAGGCUGUUCUGGAGGAGCUGACCCAGAAGGUAGCCCAGGAACACAAAGCCCACAGUGGAAUCCUGCCAGCCGAAGCCGAGCUUAUGUACAUCAACGAAGUGGAACGUUUGGAUGGGUUUGGACAGGAAAUCUUCCCUGUGAAGGACAAUCAUGGAAACAGUGUGCAUCUUGGCAUUUUCUUUAUGGGGAUUUUCGUGAGAAACAGAAUUGGAAGACAAGCAGUAAUAUACAGGUGGAAUGAUAUUGGGAAUAUCACUCACAACAAGUCAGCCAUUCUCGUGGAGCUCGUCAACAAGGAAGAGACUGCCCUCUUUCACACGGAUGACAUCGAAAAUGCCAAGUACAUCUCCCGACUGUUUGUCACACGGCACAAGUUUUACAAACAAAACAAAAUCUGCACGGAACAGUCAAAUUCUCCACCCCCCAUCAGACGCCAGCCCACCUGGAGCCGGUCCUCUCUGCCCCGGCAGCAGCCGUACAUCCUGCCGCCCGUGCACGUCCAGUGCGGUGAGCACUACUCGGAAACGCACACCUCCCAAGACAGCAUUUUCCACGGGAACGAGGAAGCCUUGUAUUGCAACUCCCACAACAGCCUGGACUUGAACUACGUGAACGGCACGGUCACCAACGGCAGCGUGUGCAGCGUCCACAGCGUCAACUCCCUGAGCUGCUCGCAGAGCUUCCUGCAGGCCUCCCCCGUGUCCUCCAACCUCAGCAUCCCCGGGAGCGACAUCAUGCGGGCCGACUACAUCCCCAGCCACCGGCACAGCGCCAUCAUCGUGCCCUCCUACAGGCCCACGCCCGACUACGAGACGGUGAUGCGGCAGAUGAAGAGGGGGGUGGUGCACGCGGACAGCCAGAGCCAGUCCCUGCGGAACCUCAACAUCCUCAACACGCACGCCUACAACCAGCCGGGGGAGCUGGUGUACAGCCAGCCCGAGAUGCGGGAGAGACACCCCUACACCGGCCCCUACGGGCCGCAGGGAGGCUACGGCGGCAAACCGGUCAGCCCCUCCGACCACGCAAACCCCAAGAGCGCCGCGGCGCCCAGCAGGCCGGGGGCCAGUGCCAUCUCGCACACGGUGAGCACCCCGGAGCUGGCCAACAUGCAGCUGCAAGGCGGCCACCCCUACAGCACGGCCCACAUGCUCAAGAACUAUCUGUUCAGGCCGCCGCCGCCCUACCCACGGCCGCGCCCUGCCACCAGCACGCCGGACCUGGCCAGCCACCGCCACAAGUACGCCAGCGGCAGUAGCCCGGACCUGGUGACGCGCAAGGUGCAGCUGUCGGUGAAGACCUUCCAGGAGGACAGCUCCCCCGUGGUGCACCAGUCCCUCCAGGAGGUGAGCGAGCCGCUCACGGCCACCAAGCACCACGGCGCGGCCCACAAGCGCCACAGCCUGGAGGUGAUGAGCAGCAUGGUGCGCGGCAUGGAGGCCAUGACGCUCAAGUCCCUCCACCUGCCCAUGGCGCGCCGCGGCACGCUGCGGGGGCACGGCCUGCCGCCCGAGGAGGGCCCCGGCGGCCACGAGGCGCCCCCGCCGCCCCAGUAUCACCACAAGAAGACCUUCUCCGACGCCACCAUGCUGAUCCACAGCAGCGAGAGCGAGGAGGAGGAGGAGGCGGCGGCGGCCCCCGAGGCGGCGGCCCGGGUCCCCGCGCUGCGCGACAAGGCGGAGUACAGCGCCCAGCUGCAGGCAGCCUUGGCGCGCAUCCCCAACAAGCCCCCGCCCGAGUACCCCGGCCCCAGGAAGAGCGUGAGCAACGGGGCGCUCCGGCAGGACCAGCCCAGCCUGCCCCCCGCCGUGGCCAGGGCCCGGGGGCUGCGGCACGGGCCGGCCAAGGCCACCGGCGCGCCACGCGCCGACCCGCCCGCCGUCAAUGGGGCCACGCUCGGCCCGUCCAUCUCCGAGCCCGACCUGACCAGCGUGAAGGAGCGGGUCAAAAAGGAGCCGGUGAAGGAGAGACCCGUGUCCGAGAUGUUCUCCCUGGAGGACAGCAUCAUAGAGAGGGAGAUGAUGAUUAGGAAUCUAGAGAAGCAGAAGAUGGCAGGCCUGGAGGUGCAGAAGAGGCCGCUGAUGUUGGCGGCGUUGAAUGGGCUCUCGGUGGCUCGGGUCUCGGGGCGAGAAGAGAGUCGUGUUGAUGCCACACGCGUUCCCAUGGACGACAGGUUCAGAACCCUGAAGAAGAAGCUAGAAGAGGGAAUGGUGUUCACGGAAUAUGAGCAAAUCCCAAAGAAAAAGGCGAAUGGCAUUUUCAGCACCGCAGCUCUGCCCGAAAACUCCGAGCGCAGCCGGAUCCGAGAAGUUGUCCCCUACGAGGAGAACCGGGUGGAGCUGAUACCAACCAAAGAAAAUAACACAGGAUACAUUAAUGCCUCCCAUAUCAAGGUGGUGGUUGGUGGGGCAGAAUGGCACUACAUAGCCACCCAGGGGCCCCUGCCGCACACGUGCCACGACUUCUGGCAGAUGGUGUGGGAGCAGGGAGUGAACGUGAUCGCCAUGGUCACCGCAGAAGAGGAGGGCGGACGAACCAAAAGCCACCGAUACUGGCCCAAACUGGGUUCCAAGCACAGCUCGGCCACCUACGGCAAGUUCAAGGUCACCACAAAGUUCCGAACAGAUUCUGGUUGCUAUGCAACCACAGGCUUAAAGGUCAAGCACCUUUUGUCUGGUCAGGAAAGAACGGUGUGGCAUUUGCAAUAUACCGACUGGCCAGAUCAUGGCUGCCCAGAAGAUGUCCAAGGAUUUCUGUCCUACUUGGAGGAGAUCCAGUCAGUCCGUCGCCAUACCAACAGCAUGCUGGAAGGCACCACGAACCAGCACCCUCCCAUCGUCGUCCACUGCAGCGCGGGGGUGGGAAGAACCGGCUUGGUCAUUCUCUCUGAGCUCAUGAUCUACUCUGAGCAUAAUGAAAAGGUGGAAGUGCCCAUGAUGCUGAGGCUCCUCCGGGAGCAGAGGAUGUUCAUGAUCCAGACCAUCGCCCAGUACAAGUUCGUCUACCAGGUCCUCAUCCAGUUCCUCCAAAACUCCAGACUCAUUUAAGCUCACGGAGGAGGGGAUGCUCCGGACAGCACCCGCUCCCCCGGCAGGGGGCUGGCGCCAGGCAGGCCAUGGCUCUCUUGAAAGCAGGAGCCCAGAUGAUUCACACAACCCAUGUAUUAUUUUAUAUGAGAUAAUUUAUUUUUUCCCCCUUC